Messenger RNA from Canis lupus familiaris (dog), 3356 nucleotides. It is a transcript of the gene BTBD19, whose product is annotated as BTB domain containing 19. The transcript is spliced from 9 exons. The record is from RefSeq and is a predicted model, not a curated record. The coding region runs from base 2182 to 2916 and encodes 244 amino acids. Gene Ontology annotation, molecular function: protein binding. Lineage: Eukaryota; Metazoa; Chordata; Mammalia; Carnivora; Canidae.
CGCCGCAGGGGGGCCAGGGGCAACCCCGAGAAGCUAACCCUGGAGCCUAGGGGAGGCACUGGGCCCAGAGAUGGUCGCCGGCCCCCGGGACCCGCGCCUGGUCCUGCCAGGGAGUUGCGACGUGAGAAGGACGAGGCUGGGCCCAGCACAGAGCCCCGGCGGGAGGACGGGCCCGGGCCUGCCAGGCGGGCCUCAUCGAUACUGGGCAGGUGGCCUGCAGGCCUCGCUGCUGGUAGUUUCGGGCCGGGAUCUUUGGGAGUAUCCUCCUCCUGGCGGCCGGGGGGCGCGGACCUGCCAGCCAUGGACCUGUCGGCUGGAAGACCCGCACCUGGGCAGGAUGGCCUAAACUGGCCAUUUUUGUACUCCAUCCGGUCUUUCACUCAGCGAUAAGGGUUUUUAUCCCCUAACCCCUUCUUUUUUUUUUUAAGAUUCUAUUUAUUUAUUAAUUAGAGAUAGAGAGAGGCAGAGACACAGGCAGAGGGAGAAGCAGGUUCCAUGCAGGGAGCCUGACGUGGGACUCGAUCCUGGGUCUCUAGGAUCACGCCCUGGGCUGAAGGCAGGCGCCAAACCGCUAAGCCACCCAGGCGUCCCCCCCUAACCCCUUCUUACCUGUGUUCUGGGGGCAGGUGAAUCAAAUAGUCCCGGGCUGCGUGGAUUCCUAGGCGCUUAAAGGGGUGAGGGCUGUCAGGGACAUAAGGGGUGCUGCUCAGACUAUCAUCUUUGGGCUAGCCCCUGCCCCCCUGAGCUUCACUUCUCCCUGGGCACGGUGGAGGUAGCUCUAAGUACACCUUCUAGUCUCCCUUCUGCCGGACUUCCCCAGCAGAAGGGGGAGAAUGAAUCCGCCCUUUGCACCAGUCUAGACAGUGGGCCUCACCAAAAGGAGUCACAGAGACCCCACCUCCUUCAACCCCACAGAUCCUUCUAGCCCCAUAGGUUUUGAAUCCGGCUGUCUUCUAGCCCUACCUACUUCUGGGGUGGCUGACACAAAACUCGCCCCCACAACUGGCUGAGGCUGGAAGCAGGUGACUCAGGAAGUGCCUUCCUUCCUCUGCAUUUGGCCUCUGGCCCUACCUCCAGAAUCAGUUCUGGGAUGAAUGCCCUCUUCUCCCGAAACUCCUGAAACUCCCGCAGGCACCUGAGUCACCAGCUGAUUUUGGCUUCCAAACUCCUAGCUCCACAGCCUUGCCUGCCCAGCUGACCUGACCGGCAGGCAGGAGGGUAAUGGCCUCUUGUGUUGGGAAGUUGCCCUGGGUUACCCGGCAGGCACUCCUGUUUGGUUUCCCUCCUUGCAGUCCCGGCUCUGGAUUAACCUGGAAGUGUUCCUACUGUACGUGUCUAGUGUGGGGUACCUGAGUCCUCAGGGAAGAGGAGAUCACCAGGGCCCAGAACCCAGGGCAUACCACUGCGGGGGCAGAUAUAGAGCGUGGCUCCCGGGGCUCUUGAGCUGCUGUCCAUUUCUCUCCUUGUGAAGUCUGGCUCUUCAGUUGUGAGCAAGUUGCAGAAGCCUGGGAUAUGGGGAGAGCUUGAGCCUGCAGGGGUGGCUGCUGGGGAAUCAGGAUCUGGGCCCACAGGAAGGAGAACGUCAUGGCUCUUUCGUCUCCCCAUCAGCCUCAACUGGGACAGACAUUUCCGCUCCCUGUGCAGAGCUGGGGUGGGGUUUGGAUGACUUCCUCAGCUCAGGGCUGUGUGCAGGGGGAGGGGAGGCCGGCAGCCUUGCCGAUCCGGAGCCAACCUGACGCAAUGGUGGUGCAAGAGUGGUGACUGGACUUGGCAGUGAACCAGGGCCUGGCCUCCUGACCCCUGAUGACCUAAGUGCCCUAGGGCUUGUCCCUAGCUGGCCACACCUUUUGUCCCCAGCAUGCCACCCUCUAGCCGUGGUUGCAUUUUAGGGAUGACAGAUUGCAUUUUAGGGAUGCCACAGGCCAUGACGCCUCUGUCGGGGCUGACAGCUCCUCACCUGACCUCCCUCUGGAAGGCACAGGACUGCCCCCCUCCAAGAUGAGCCAGUCUGGGCUCUGAAAACUCCAUGGGGCACUCCGAAGCCUGCUCAACAAUCCCCAAUACAGUGAUGUUUGCUUUGUGGUCGGUCAAGAGCGGCAGGAGGUGUUUGCCCAUCGGUGCUUGUUGGCCUGUAGAUGCAACUUCUUCCGAGGACUUCUUGGCCCAAAGCUGGGCCCCGGGAUGCCUAGCCCUGUGGUGCUAAGCACCGUGCCAGCUGAGGCCUUCCUGGCAGUGCUGGAGUUCCUGUACACCAACAGUGUCAGGCUGCACCGCCACUCUGUGCUGGAGGUGCUGACCGCGGCUGUGGAAUAUGGGCUGGAGGAACUGCGAGAGCUGUGCCUGGAGUUUGUGGUGAAGGUGAUGGAUGUGGAAAUGGUCUGUGAGGCCUUGCAGGUUGCCGUGACCUUUGGCCUGGGAGCCCUGCAGGAGCGUUGCGUAGCCUUCAUAGAGGCCCACAGCCGGGAGGCGCUCCGGACCCGCGGCUUCUUGGAGCUGUCGGCGCCCGCCUUGCUGCCCCUGCUGCGCAGCGACAGGCUCUGCGUGGACGAGGCCGAGCUGGUCCUGGCCGCCCGGAGCUGGGCGCGCGUGGGCGCGGCCGUGCUGGAGCGGCCUGUGGCGGAGGUGGCGGCCCCGGUGGUGCGGGAGCUGAGACUGGCCUUACUGGCCCCGGCGGAGCUGAGCGCCCUGGAGGAGCAGAACCAGCGGGAGCCGCUCAUCCCGACCUGCUUCUUGAAGCUCUCUCUCCAGAUCCCCGACACUCAGUCCAAGUCGAGCUGCCUUCUCAUCUUCCCCAAUUCCGCCCCCAUCGUGUUUCUCAUCCACGUGGGUGCCCCAGCCAGAAACCUGCAUCUCGGCCUUGCCUUGUUCCUCUGCAUCACAGCUGCCUCCUGCGGCUUCCACCUUCUAAGAGACUGAAGGGUCGCUGAAUGUACCAACCCAAAAUAUGCCUCUUUGGGCUAACGAUUAUUUUAAGCUGGUUGUUUUGAGAAACAGCGGAAGCUCUGGAAAGUAGAAGUUACCCUUUUGUAAGGGAAAUGUAUAUUUAAAAAGGAAAUCUCCAUUUGUAAGGGUGUCUCAUUCUUGUGCCAGGAAAAGAAGGAUGAUGAACUCACAGGAGGAUAUUAGUGGAGAAGGCCCCCACUGAAAUCUGCUUAACAAACCUCCUGUUGUUUACUGUGCUUUUCCUGGUAGCUUCCCCGUAACUAUCCUCCCUACACUUUUCUUUGCUCUUUAGCUUAAGAUGGUUUUUCAGCAGGUAUUCAGACCGCUUUGGGGAGCCACUCAUUUUUCCCUGGGUAUCUUCCAUGUACACUGAGAUAUACAUACUAAUAAACUUGUUUUCCUCUUGUUAAUCU